AUGUUUAGAACUUUCACCAAGUUGGCCCUCCCAGCCACCAGAUGGAAUUCUAUCAGACUAUCGUCGACCAAGAGCCUGGACAGAGCCACUCUGACCAUCAGAGACGGUCCGAUUUUCAAUGGCUACUCUUUUGGAGCUGAUAAGAACGUUAGCGGAGAGGCGGUGUUCACCACCUCUCUUGUUGGAUAUCCCGAGUCUAUGACGGAUCCUUCGUAUAGAGGCCAGAUUCUUGUCUUUACUCAGCCGCUGAUUGGCAACUACGGUGUUCCUUCGGGCACUGCUAGAGACGAGUACAAUCUGCUGAAGUACUUCGAGUCGCCACAUAUCCAAUGUAUUGGUAUUGUUGUCAGCGACGUGGCCUUGCAGUAUUCUCAUUGGACGGCCGUCGAGAGUCUGAGCCAAUGGUGCAAACGUGAAGGUGUUGCUGCCAUCACUGGCGUCGACACCAGAGAACUGGUCACCUAUCUAAGAGAGCAGGGCUCUAGUCUGGCCAAACUAAGUAUCGGCGAGACGUACGAUGCUGACGAAGACGCCGCUUUCGACGACCCUAGCUCCGUGAACCUGGUGCACAAGGUGACCACCAAAGCUCCGUUUCACGUUCCUUCGCCUAAUGCCAAGUACCAUGUUGCUGUGCUGGACUGUGGUGUCAAGGAGAACAUCCUGCGCUCGCUGGUGUCCCGUGGUGCCUCUAUCACUGUUCUUCCUUACAACUAUCCGAUCCAGAAGAGCGCCGACAAGUUUGACGGUGUUUUCAUUUCGAACGGCCCUGGCGAUCCGACACACUGUUCUGCUACCGUCGAAAAUCUGAAAGAGACUAUGGAAAAGUUCCCAGAUUUGCCGAUCUUCGGCAUCUGUCUUGGACACCAGCUGCUCGCGUUGGCGUCCGGAGCCAAGACUGUGAAGCUGAAAUACGGAAACAGAGCUCACAACAUCCCUGCCCUCGACUUGCUCUCCGGCAAGUGUCAUAUUACCUCCCAGAACCACGGAUACGCUGUGGAUGCCAAGACUCUGCACCCAGACUUCCAGGAGUACUUCAUCAACCUUAACGAUCUGUCGAACGAGGGAAUGAUCCACAAGACCAGACCGAUUUUCUCGACCCAAUUCCACCCAGAGGCCAAGGGAGGUCCAUUGGACUCGUCUUACCUGUUUGACAAGUACUUUGAUCUGCUGAAAGAAUACAAGAAGUCGCACUUGAAACUAAGCCCCGAUGACUUGCUGAUUGACAUUUUGCCAAAAGAGCGCGUGGUAUAA
Molecule: messenger RNA, 1251 nt
Organism: Ogataea angusta
Lineage: Eukaryota; Fungi; Ascomycota; Pichiomycetes; Pichiales; Pichiaceae
Exons: 1
Coding region: 1-1251 (416 amino acids)
Biological process (GO): 'de novo' pyrimidine nucleobase biosynthetic process; L-arginine biosynthetic process; L-glutamine metabolic process
Cellular component (GO): cytoplasm; carbamoyl-phosphate synthase complex
Molecular function (GO): carbamoyl-phosphate synthase (glutamine-hydrolyzing) activity
Source: RefSeq, a predicted model, not a curated record